Messenger RNA from Dermacentor albipictus, 1938 nucleotides. The record is from RefSeq and is a predicted model, not a curated record. NCBI's taxonomy places the organism in Eukaryota, Metazoa, Arthropoda, Arachnida, Ixodida, Ixodidae.
CGUCCCAUGAAGGCGGCAUAGUUUUUACCUGGAAUACAAACCACUGGAUGUUUUAAUUUCCCACAGAAGUGAUUGAGUGAGUGAAUGUUGCGGAGUGGCCGACCAAUACGUGUAGAUCACUGUGACGCUCGCAUUGAGACAGCAGUACAUUUCUCUUAUGCAAUCGACGUGGACAGCAGAGAGAGAGACAGCGAUAUAGCUGAUUCUCGACAAGAAACGGGCAACGAAAGAUGCAGAGCAUUUCCGUCGGCUUCGCAGGUGAUAACUAAGCAUGCCGACUCGUGGCAUGACAGAACGACGGAAACAAAAAACCGAUACUGACGGCCGAUGCGGUGACCAUGAAAGCUUGAAAUGGAACAUCGUCAGCCUGCUUCACUGGGUCGUUGCAGUAUCAAGCUGUGCCUACGCCGUUUGGAGUUUCGCCGUCGACGACAAAAACCGCCUCCUUCCUCAACAGAUGCGGGGCGCCUUCAGACCUAGUGCGUAUGGAUUGCGAAGGAAGCAGGACGUGACAAACUUCGGAUGGCAAGUCGAGCUCUCGUUCGUCGUAGCGUCCUGGAAGUGGCUUCUGCUGCACCCUAUCCUAGCCAGGGCGACUGCUUACGCUGCUCCAUCGCUACUGCCAGUGUUUUACGCUGGCUACUCCGCGCUAUUUGUGGCCUCACUACUAGGGGCUGAGGUGGCGAUGGUCUUCCUGGGCCAACGCGCGCUGUUCUUUGCCGUAGCCAGGCUGCGUUCACCCGCAGUCUGCUAUGGAGCUGGACUGCUGCUCUUACUGCUGAACUUUGCCGUCCCCCGAAAUUUCUCGCAGCAACUUUACUUCCGAUACGGUGCCAUGGGUUACGUGGUGACAAUGGCUUGCUUCCAAUGGAACCUACUGCGGGGCCUCAGCUUCAGCCUGGACUACGUGCGAGCGCAUAGGCUGGCCCCGAAGCAAAGCGACGCCGGGCCGCCGUACUGGAGGACGCUGGCCUACUCGUUCUACCUUCCUCCGCUCUGUCUCGGACCAAUGCAGAACUACUGCGACUUCGAAACCCAGGUGGACAAACCAAGAACGAAGUGCACGCCGGCGGAGGUAAUGGCAAUCCUGGGAACGUUGGCUCGGAGUGGAGUCCAUUUCGUCCUUGUGGAGUCCUUCACCCACUACUUUUACAGUUCGGCGAUGUCGAAACUUCUCUGGACCGUCGCGGAUCUGGACACAACCAGCCUUCUGGGAUACGGCUUGGCUCUCAACUUCUUCUUCUACCUGCGCUACGUGUUCUGCUACGGCUUCGCUGGUGCCCUGGCGCGCGCCGAGGGAAUUGUGCUCCCGCCGCACUCCAAGUGCAUCGCUAGGCUAACUCGGUGCUCGCAGUUUUGGAGAUACUUCGACCGUGGCAUGCACUUAUGGAUCAAAAGAUAUGUCUACGAUCCCCUGGUUGGCGAUAGAAGAGGGGCAACCUGGAUAUUACUGGGCGCGGGAUGUGGGUUCAGCUUCAGCUGGCUUUGGCAUGGCAUGGACAGGCUGGCAACUGUGUGGUCCGUUCUAAGUGUGCUCGGCAUCGCAACGGAAGUGCUUGCUGCUGAAGCCCGGAAACUGCGGCCCAUCAGGGACUUUGAGGCACGACACCUAACCACACCUGAGCGGCUUCGGGUGGCAGGGUCUGUUCUCGGCUCCCCAAACUACCUGCUGACCAUAUGUGCCUGCAUCUUCCACCUUGCCGACUUCGACAUCUGCCUCAUCCUUUGUAAAAGGAUACUUCUCGGUUUCCCGUUCCCUCUUGUUCCUGUGCUGGUCGUGCUCUACACAGCGUGCUAUAUGCAGCACGACGUUGUCAAGUGGGAGACGUCUGCAAGAUUAGGGCGAAAAAAAGAAACUUCAUCUUAACAACUGAUAACGCAACAAUAUUGUGUCAAAAAUAACGCAAUCAUAUUGGAUUAAUAAACUGAACUUCUCUA